AUGGAACAGGAAUACAAAUCGUACAGAAAAUUAGAAAAUGAUAAAAAUUAUGAACUGAUUUACAAUGCGUUGAACCUUCAAAUUAAAAACAUUAAAAAUUCUUGUAUAAAUAUUAAAGAUGUUGUAAGCAUAAAGAAAUAUAUAGAUGAUGAGAUAAGAGCAAGAAUGUUUAACAAAAAAGGCAUUCCAACUUUUAUUAUAAAAAUAAUAAUUCUUUUAGGUGAUAACUACGAACAAGAAAUGAAAAUAAAGAUUAUAAAUCUACUAGUAUCUGAGUAUGUUACAGAAUUUCAAUUAUUCAUUAUUAAUGAAUUUAAGAAUUUAAGCGAUAUAAAAAAAUAUUAUAAAAAAGUCAAUGAUAUUCUUGAAGAAAUUCAAAAUGUUUAUUUUAAUUUGCCACAAGAAUGGAAUACUAAAAUUGUAAUACUUAGUGACAUUUAUAUUAUUAUAAAACAGAAAAUUUGUGAUAUAAUAUUUUUUAAUGAUUUUAAGGAUACUGAAUAUUUAGGUUCUGUAGAAUGUAUUAUAGAUAAUGAAAAAAAUAUGAUUGAGUUAUUUAAAGAUUCAAAAAAGUCUAUAUUUCACCUUAUAGUGCCCUUUAUCAACCCUUUUUAUAAACAACUUUUGGACAAAACACCAGAAUCCGAAUUUGAUCUUAAAAAUAGUGAAAUGAAAAUUUACAAAAAUUUUGUAAUUUUUUUCCAGGAAUUUCAAAAAAUAUAUGAAAAAAUCGCUUGUUUUCAAAAUAUUGAUGCCAUAAAACAGUUAAUUGACGUAUUUGAAGAGCACAUUUUAAGACUUAUGCGCAGCAUGGGUAGAAUAUACUUAUGUUGUGAUUAUGAAUUAGAAGCAUGCAAAAAUUUUAAUAUAAAUGAUCUUGAAAAAAUAAUGACAUCUUUAAAUACAUUAUUAUAUCUUAAUGAAUGUAUCACAGAUUUAAACACUUCCAUUUAUUGUUCAUAUAAUAUUAAUAUAACACAGAAUAUAUUUAUAAAAUUAGGAAACCUUGAAAAUAAGUACAAUAGUAUACUAGAAAUUUACGUUAGAAAUGUUUUAGAAAAAAUAGAUUUUACAAAACUUAGUAUAUCUGCAGAUAUUAUACUAAAUCUUGACACUUAUAUUUUUUAUUUUAAUUAUGAGGAUUUUUACGAGGAGUUAAAGAUUAAUUUAGUAGAAGUUAUUACAUUACAAAUUUUAUGUCGUAUAUAUUUAUUAGACUUUAAUGAAGAAAGUGCCGAAUUAAUGAUAUGUGAUCUUUAUGAACUAAAAAAAUAUUUAAAAAGUCACUGCAGUAAUGUUAGUUGUUUUAAUAUUUUAGAAUCAUAUUUAAAAAUAUUUAUGUGCUCACCAAAGGAUAUGCAAUCAUUUAUAGAAAAUUUCAAAAUUCUAUCAAAUAAUGUUUUUAGUUUUAAGCAGAUUGUUUGGUCAUUGAAAGACAAAGAAUCUGUACUAGAUUUAUUGGAAGCUUUCGAUUCAUACAAAACAUUUAAUCUUUAA
Messenger RNA from Vairimorpha ceranae, 1497 nucleotides. RefSeq names its product ubiquitin fusion-degradation protein. Lineage: Eukaryota; Fungi; Microsporidia; Nosematidae. The coding region runs from base 1 to 1497 and encodes 498 amino acids. The transcript has a single exon. The record is from RefSeq and is a predicted model, not a curated record.